UCUUUAAAUAAAGAAACUUUCAUACGAGUUGAAAGUUUGCCACUCAAGUAUGACGAGCAAAUGUUUCAAAACAAACAAAGUGUGACGACAUGCGCCACCAGAGGAUCAAUUACUGAGUUGGCAAAAGCCGGAGGGAGCACAGGUGGAAAAACAAUUCCGUCCCACAAGGAUGGGUUGACAUCUUUGUUUUUUAUUUGUCUUUAAUGACUCGCUUCAUCUUUAUUACUGUCAUCAAGUGGAAAAAAAUAUAGUGAAUUUAUUUAAAAUAAUUCCCCGAAGUUCAAAAGCCUUGGAGUUACAUUUAGAAUUUAUUUAAGUGCACGAUAAAUAAACUUUUUUAUCACAGUCUUAAUGUACAAAUAUAUUAUUAAUUUGCCAAUUUUGGGGGUAGUGUGAGUGCUAAGUAAAAGCAACAAAUAUGACUAUAUAAUGCUCUUAAUAAAGUCAGAUGUACUAUAUGAUGUAAGAGAUAUUCAUAUUUCAAAGGAAAUAACAUCAGAAGGAAGAUGACCAUACAAAAAAAAAAACAAUUUUCAAAACCAUUUGAUGGCCACUUUAUUAAAUACACCAUGUGAUGCCUUAGAUUUUUUGUUGUUGCGAAUGUCACAAUUUUACAAAGAGCUUUUGGUACAUUCUAAAUCUCUGCGGGAAUGCUAAUUAUUCGCAUUAGCUCCUAAUAAUAAAUCCCAUGGCGGCUCAGAUCGAGCGGUGUCUCGGGUGACUCUUCAGUAAAUUGAAUUACAAGAAACAUUCCUUUGUGAGAAAAUGUGCGAGAUAUCACAAUAUUAUGAAUAUUAACUUGAUUUGAUUGCUGUUUGGACAAUUUCAAGAGUUUGUUUAAGCUAAGGUAAAAAUUACGCUUUCUAUCAUACUGCUUCAAAAACGACAUCCCCGCGUUGACAUCAGUUACGGUGUACCACAAGGAUCAAUUCUUGGGACUCAAACUAUUUUGAUGGUACAUUAAUCAUCAUUAAAGCUACUCUGUCCACCUAUCUAAUCUAUCCAUCCAACUAGUUCUACCAUUUUCUGUCUGUCUAUCUCACCUAUCCAUCCAUCCAUCCAUCUAUCUGCUGGUUGAAAUUUGGUGGCUCAGUUUAGAGUUAGUGCUCGAGUAAAGUUUUGGAAUAUGCUUUGUCUUUCUUGGUCAAAACAACUGAACAGAUUUGUUGUCAAAUGUUUGCCAAGGUUACGGCAAACCAGCCUCCUUGUGGGAUUAAGAACUUGUUGUUGUUUUCUUCGAAAGUUGCUUUUGUGCCAAGUGGGAGUGUCUGUAGGGGGGGGGGGCAUCCUCUUAUUGGCCACACUCCAGAGUCAAGAACCAGCGGGUCUCGGCGUUCCAGACCAUGAACCUGUUCAAUCCGGCCGAGGAUGAGAACGUGUCCAUGGUGCACCCCGAGUACUUCAUCAUUAGCGGCUUGUCGGGGGUCCCUCACAUCAAGCUGUACUACGUCUUCUUGUUUGCGGUCUACGUGCUGUCUGUGCUAGCCAACAGCGCCGUGAUGGCCGUCAUCUGUCUGGACCGCCGGCUGCAGACCCCCAAGUACGUGGCGGUCUUCAACCUGGCCUUUGUGGACCUGUUCGGGAGCUCGGCCCUGGUCCCCAAACUCCUCGAUGUGUUCCUGUUGGGCAAUCGGCGCAUUCCCUUCCGCAACUGCCUGGCUUAUAUGUUCUUCUGCUACACCUGCUUGUCCAUGCAGUCCUUCAACUUGGUGGCUCUGGCCUAUGACCGGCUCCUGGCCAUCAUUUUCCCACUGCACUACCAGGUGAAGAUGACGCAGCGCUUCAUGUUGCGGCUGAUCUGCGGCUUUUGGCUACUGGUGGUGGUUCUGGUGGCGGUGGCGGCGGGCCUGCUGAGCCGCCUGUCUUUCUGCCGCUCUGUGGUGAUCAACAGCUACUUCUGCGACCACGGCCAAAUCUACCGGCUCUCCUGCAACAGCCACUACCCCAACUAUAUGGUGAGCUGCAUCUACCCGGUGGUGAUCUUCUGGCUGCCACUGGCUUUCAUCCUGCUCAGCUACGCCGCCAUCGGCUGCACCCUGGCCAAGGUGGCCGCCGUCCAGGAGCGCCUCAAGGCCCUGCGCACCUGCGCUGCCCACCUCUCACUGGUGGCCAUCUACUUCAUCCCGCUGCUCAUCACCUUCACACUGAUGGAGAACAUUCACCCCAACGGUCGUAUCAUUAACCUGUCGCUCACCUCCGUCUUCCCGCCCUUGCUCAACCCUGUUAUCUACACGCUGCAGACGCAGGAGAUCAAAGAGUCGUUCGGCAGGCUCAUCAGAAGCGCACGCCGCCGCCACGGCAAACACAGCGCCCGCGCUAAAGUAUGGACGGCGCUCCACUAGGAGCACACUGAGGACGCAAGUCCGAGAUGAUGGCGGCCAACACUCCUUCAGUCUUUUGUAAAUAAUUAUUUAUUCACAGUACAAGUUUCAACAUUAAUAUCAAAUAAUUUUUGGGGGGGGGAGUCUGUUUGUCGGGUCAGAAUCCAACGUGAGGUCCAGGCUCUGCUUUAGCAAAUCAAGACACCUUGAGUGUAAUCUCAGGUGGAGGUACUGUCGGCCAUCCGCUGGCGCUGGCUCAAGUGUUCCUGCCGUGUCUUGUGGUGGUCGCUCAUGCAUUUUUUAAAGGCGCCCACGUAGCUCUGGCACACUCGCCAGUCCCGAUGCUCGGCCAUGCAGUCCUGCAGCGCCUCGUGCUGCUCGGUGCAGCCCGUGCGAGAGAUCAUUUGCUCCACGGGGUCUUCUUCUUCGCCGUCGCCGCUGGUUUUCCACGUCGUCUUUGCGCUUCGGUCGUGAGGAGAAGGGGAUGUCAUUCUGUGCACCAAUGUUGUCAUUAGUUUAAGAAUUUGAUUCAAUGAUGCUAUUCAUCUCAACUGAGUUAUCAAUUCAAUUAUGGACAGAACAACAAACGCUAUUAACAAUUUACCCUCAUUGCAGUAUAGUAAAUGCGUCUAAUUCUCAUCCACAAUUCCAUAUUUAUGAUAAAUACGUGAUGAGUAAUGUUGGUGAUAUUUAUCACAAAAUGGCCCAAAUGUGUUGAACUGUAAUGGUAAGGUCAACGACACUUGAGGUGCUUGACAUGACUUGGCCAAGUAAGUCAUCUUGGGUGUUCUUUAAAAGCAUAUUUUCCAUACCUGUUAUCUUUUCCCCGAUUGGCUGCGUGUAUCUCGUAGUUAAUGUCCUAAAGGCACAAUAGCACAAUUUUAAACAUUUUUUUUUUUUUAAGUAACAACACUGGAGUCAAAAUAGGUUGCUGGUGUACUGAUCGAGGAGGAAGCAUUUAAAUGUAGGACCGAGUGCAACAGCCAAAACGUUCCCUUUUUUAUAUGACGUCAUUAAAAUGCUCUUAAUGCCAGUGGUGUCUUUUAUCUGUACACAAUAAUU
This is a messenger RNA of Syngnathus acus (greater pipefish), 3383 nucleotides long. RefSeq names its product olfactory receptor 146-like. Gene Ontology annotation, molecular function: G protein-coupled receptor activity; olfactory receptor activity. Gene Ontology annotation, cellular component: membrane. The coding region runs from base 1344 to 2342 and encodes 332 amino acids. Lineage: Eukaryota; Metazoa; Chordata; Actinopteri; Syngnathiformes; Syngnathidae. The transcript is spliced from 3 exons. Gene Ontology annotation, biological process: G protein-coupled receptor signaling pathway. The record is from RefSeq and is a predicted model, not a curated record.